Molecule: messenger RNA, 414 nt
Organism: Hibiscus syriacus
Lineage: Eukaryota; Viridiplantae; Streptophyta; Magnoliopsida; Malvales; Malvaceae
Exons: 2
Coding region: 1-414 (137 amino acids)
Molecular function (GO): RNA-DNA hybrid ribonuclease activity; nucleic acid binding
Source: RefSeq, a predicted model, not a curated record
AUGGAAACCGCUCCUGAUGGUUGGUGUUGCAUUAACACUGACGCUGCUAUUGAUCCCACCACGAAUGAAGGGACUGUUGGCUGUGUUAUCCGUUCGGCCGAUGGUGGUUGGCUUAUGGGUUUUAACAAAGUUGUUGGCAUCUCUAACCCUCUUCAAGCGGAGCUCUGGGGUAUCCUCACUGGCAUCAAGCUCGCUCGGUCGUUCGGACUCAACUCAAUUCUUAUCCAAACUGAUAAUACUCAAGCCGCUCUUCUCAUCAAUGAUCGCGAAGCUCAGCGAAGCCCUUUUCCUUUGGUUCACGCAGGGCGGAUGUACGUGGCUCUCUCCAGAAACCCUCGCGAAGAAGAUAAAGUUGCUGAUGAGAUUGCCAGAUUGUCCUCUGGUGCCAACUUUCAGGUGACUAUUCUCCGUUAG